CGUUACCGGCGGGAGCCGGGCCCUCGGGACUGAUACCGGACGCCGCGGCCCGGCCGGCCGGCCCCGGAGCCGCGGGGCCCCGGCGCGGCCUAGCGCUCCCGCCGUCCCGGAAGGGCCCGGCGCGGCCGCCGAGCGGGGCCACGGACGGCGGCAGGAGUCCGAGGAGCCGGUCCGGGAUCCGGCGGGCGCGUCCGGUCGCCGGGAGACGACGGCCACAGUACCAACCAGCAAUCCAGCCGACUUUGCCAGUAGCCACAAGGGGUAUCAGGGAGAAAGUAUGGAUGGAUCCUUGCAAAUCCAUUACUGCUAUGAGAAAAACAACUGAAACCACAGGAGUGGACCCUGUCACCCUCCCCACCCACCCAGCAGUGAAGUCCUUCCAGUGGCACUCCUGCCUCAUUCUCCAGGCAUUUUUUUAUGCUGUAAUUGUUUACUUGUCUGCCUGCCCCACAAACUACCUGAGGGGUGUCAGCUGUGAUGCAUGUUUAAAAGGAAAUUUUCGAGGUCGCAGAUAUAAGUGUUUAAUUUGCUACGAUUACGAUCUUUGUGCAUCUUGUUAUGAAAGUGGUGCAACAACAACAAGGCAUACAACUGACCACCCAAUGCAGUGCAUAUUAACAAGGGUAGAUUUUGAUUUGUACUAUGGUGGGGAAGCUUUCUCUGUAGAGCAGCCACAGUCUUUUACUUGUCCCUAUUGUGGAAAAAUGGGCUAUACGGAGACAUCUCUUCAAGAACAUGUUACUUCUGAACAUGCAGAAACAUCAACAGAAGUGAUUUGUCCAAUAUGUGCAGCGUUACCUGGAGGCGACCCUAAUCAUGUCACGGAUGACUUUGCAGCUCAUCUUACACUUGAACACAGAGCCCCUAGAGAUUUAGAUGAAUCGAGUGGCGUUCGACAUGUACGUAGAAUGUUUCACCCUGGCCGGGGAUUAGGAGGUCCUCGUGCGCGUAGAUCAAACAUGCACUUUACUAGCAGUUCUACUGGUGGACUUUCUUCUCAGAGUUCAUAUUCUCCAAGCAAUAGGGAAGCCAUGGAUCCUAUAGCUGAGCUCUUAUCUCAGUUAUCAGGAGUGAGACGUUCUGCAGGAGGACAGCUGAAUUCCUCGGGCCCUUCCGCUUCUCAGUUACAACAACUGCAGAUGCAGCUGCAGCUGGAACGGCAGCACGCGCAGGCGGCACGGCAGCAACUGGAGACUGCACGCAACGCAAGCCGGCGUACCAACACAAGCAGUGUCACCACUACAAUCACACAGUCCACAGCAGCAGCCAACACAGCUAACACAGAAAGCAGUCCGCAGACUAUCCAGAAUUCCCAGUUUCUUUUAACAAGGUUGAACGAUCCUAAAAUGUCUGAGACAGAGCGCCAGUCCAUGGAGAGUGAGCGCGCAGACCGCAGCCUGUUUGUCCAAGAGCUCCUUCUGUCCACUUUAGUGCGCGAAGAGAGCUCGUCCUCAGACGAGGAUGAACGGGGGGAAAUGGCAGAUUUUGGUGCUAUGGGCUGUGUAGAUAUUAUGCCUUUAGAUGUUGCUUUAGAAAACCUAAAUUUAAAAGAGAGUAAUAAAGGAAAUGAGCCUCCACCACCUCCUCUUUGAUGACAUCCCAAUUCGCAGACAAUGUCCUCUGUGCUGUAUUUGCCAAUGAAAGUGGACAACAACUAUCUUGGGUUUGUUUGGUGAUUGUAAUUUCAGGUCUGUCACUCUUGUUACAUUGUGUACAUUCAAAAGGAAGAGAGAAAAUAUAUAUGAUAAUCAUUUCCACUUAACUAAUUUUUACUUCUAGCAGGUAAAUGUAGGUAGCAGUGCAGGGGUGAUCUCUGCUUCCUGUACCUUGACAUGCAAAGGCUCUCCUAAUACUCCACGUUCAAACUGAAGAGGAAAAUUGAGAUCUCUAAUGAAGCUGCUGUGUGUAUUUAUGAAUAUUAAUGAAUAAAAACUGCUUGGAUGGUUUACCUUAACUACUGCAUGAGGUUUUUUGCAGCGUGCAUGAGUUUUAGUGACCUUGUUAUUUAAAAAAUUUAAAUACAAGGAGUAAAACUUAAACAAAAAUAAAAGCCCAAAGCUUUCCCAAACAUUAUUCAAUGGUUACACGGCAAAAGAGUUACUUGACGAAGUAGCUUUUGAAUAAUGUCUGCCUGAAUCACCUUUCUUUGUGUGCCUCCUAUGCACAAGCCAGCUCUGCAGUGGAACCUGGGGUCUCAGCCGGUGUCGCGCUCCGCCCUGUGUGACUGUCCUGUCGCCCUGUUAGUCAUCUUACCGUGUGGAGCUCAGCCUGUCUAACUCAUCCAUAGAAGAUACACCCGUCCAGCUACUGCGGGAAUCUGCUGCAGGCGUCUGUGUGCCCUGAAAACAAAUCCUGUUCUGUUUGUUUAAAGUUUUUACUUUUUGUGGUUGUUUAAAAUUUUUUUCAAUUGUUAAAUAUGUUUUAUUCAGGUGUAGAUGAAUUUCAUUUAUUCACUGUUCAACAGAGUUAACCUGAAUUAUGUUGUCUUUGUUUUUGGAAAUCUCACAUUCUCAAUCAUACUUUGCGUUAUUUAUGUAUUUGCUUCAUAGUUUGCUGAGAUAGAUCAGUAUCAGGGGAGCUUUGAGGAUUUGCCUUCCCAGACUUUGUCAAUAUAUUACAACCAAAUUCUUAAUGCUAACUUUAGUACCUUUUAUUUAUUGGGUUUUUUUCCAGCAUAAAAAGUAAAGCCUUUUAAUUGAAUCAUGCCACCUAUAUGCCUAUAUUAUUAAUCCUAUGUGUAAAAAACAAAAAAAUGUACAGCUUUUUUGGGUUUGUUUUGGGGUUUGGAGGGGCCGGGAUAUUUUUUAUUUUCUGUUUCAGUUUUUGUGCAUAGACUUUCACAAUAGCUCCAAGGCAGGGACAGUGGGUUUGGGGGUUGGGGGGCAGUUUCUGGAAUGUAAAUUUAGGACUUUUAAAAAAGGUGCGCACAGCUUCUGAUAAAUUUAUAACUAGACUUAACCUAAUCAUGUCUUGUUCCAGUGCUCUCUCUCCUCUGAGCCCUUUCCUCCGUCUCCCCUCUUCCCGCGCAGUCCUUUCCUUCCCCGUCUGUGUUUCUCUUGUUUCUUCAACACGACAAAGCAUACAGACUCGAGCACCCUCCGGUGUUCUCCCGAGAACUGUGAAGUCCAUGCUCAUCCAGAUGUAACCAAAAAAGACGUCACCCCAUAUUUCUAAAAAACUGUUGCUUCUCCUCCUCUGAAACUUCAGACUCCAACAAUUUCCAAAUAUCCUAGCUUUGUUUUCUUUAGUUUCUGUGAUGGAAAAUGUUUUAAAGAAAAAUUUUACACCAGGCUUCUGGUUACGCUGGAAGUCCAGUCCAGUAGGAUUUUUUUUCUCAAUUGGUUGUUGAGACGUUUCAAAAACCAGUUUUCAAGCUGUGGUCUUUUCACACACAUCUUCUGCACAUACGUCACACAUUUCAAUAAAGCAUUUUCAAGACUGUU
Molecule: messenger RNA, 3443 nt
Organism: Hippopotamus amphibius kiboko
Lineage: Eukaryota; Metazoa; Chordata; Mammalia; Artiodactyla; Hippopotamidae
Gene: KCMF1
Product: potassium channel modulatory factor 1
Exons: 9
Coding region: 282-1592 (436 amino acids)
Biological process (GO): synaptic signaling
Cellular component (GO): plasma membrane
Molecular function (GO): zinc ion binding
Source: RefSeq, a predicted model, not a curated record